UCAUGCUAUAAUAAUCUUUUCAUAUUUAGCCUUCUUCUACUUAUAAUUUCUAGCUCUCAUUUUUUUCUUUUUCCCAAUAAUUUUUUCUUUACUUCCCAUUUUGGUGGAAAGAAUAAUAUGGAGAUAGAAGCAGCUAGUGGAAGCCAAGUUGGCGGUGGUGGCGGUGGAAGAGGGACUUAUCUAGUGUGGGAGGAUCUAACGGUGGUGCUGCCUAAUUUCCGAAAUGGACCAACAAAGAGGUUGCUCAAUGGUCUCAGUGGGUAUGCUGAACCAGGAAGAAUCAUGGCUAUUAUGGGUCCCUCUGGCUCUGGAAAAUCCACCCUUCUUGAUUCAUUAGCAGGAAGACUCUCAAGAAAUGUGGUAAUGACUGGAAAUAUUCUCUUCAAUGGAAGCAAGAAAAGACUUGAUUAUGGUUCCGUUGCUUAUGUGACACAAGAGGAUGUGUUAUUGGGAACACUGACAGUUAGAGAAACAAUAAAAUAUUCAGCUCAAUUGAGGCUUCCAACUUCAAUGAGCAAAGAAGAGGUCAAUGGCAUUGUGGAGGCAACAAUCAUGGAAAUGGGGCUUCUUGACUGUGCUGAUAGGUUGAUUGGAAAUUGGCAUUUGAGAGGUAUCAGUGGUGGGGAGAAGAAGAGAUUAAGCAUUGCUCUCGAAAUUCUAACUCGGCCUUGCCUUCUGUUUCUUGAUGAACCUACAAGUGGCCUUGAUAGUGCCUCAGCUUUCUUUGUCAUCCAAGCGCUUAGAAACGUUGCUCGUGAUGGAAGAACUGUUAUAUCGUCGAUUCACCAGCCAAGUAGUGAAGUUUUUGCACUCUUUGAUGAUCUUUUCUUGUUGUCAGGUGGUGAAACUGUUUAUUUUGGAGAAGCAAAGAUGGCUGUAGAGUUCUUUGCUGAGGCUGGUGUUCCGUGUCCUAGUAGGAGGAAUCCUUCUGAUCACUUCUUGCGCUGUGUAAAUUCAGAUUUCGACAAAGUUACUGCCACACUCAAAGGAUCUCAAAGAAUGCGUGAUGUCCCGAAUUCAGCGGACCCUCUCUUGAAUUUGGCAACGGCAGAAAUCAAAGCAAUGCUUGUCGAGAAAUACCGGCGCUCCAAGUAUGCAUCGAGGACAAAAGCCAAGAUUCGAGAAAUCUCAGCCAUUGAAGGCCAUGCGAUUGAAAGCAAAGGUGGAAGUCAAGCAAAUUGGUUGAAGCAACUCUCAACGCUGAUUCGAAGAUCAUCUGUGAACAUGUCCAGAGAUGUUGGAUACUACUGGUUAAGGAUAAUGAUCUAUAUCGUUGUAUCCAUUUGCGUUGGUACUAUCUACUUUGAUGUUGGCAAUACCUACACUGCAAUCUUUGCUAGGGGAGCUUGUGGUGCUUUUAUAACAGGCUUCAUGACAUUCAUGUCUAUUGGAGGCUUCCCAUCCUUUAUAGAAGAAAUGAAGAUCUUCUAUAAAGAAAGGCUUAACGGGCACUAUGGAGUUGCAGUGUUCAUCCUAUCCAACUUCAUCUCUUCAUUUCCAUUCUUAGUUGCAAUUACACUUUCAACUGGCACCAUUACUUUCUACAUGGUGAAAUUUCGGAAGGAGUUUUCGCAUUAUGUGUACUUCUGUCUUAUUAUCUUCACCAGCAUUUCUGUUAUAGAGAGUCUCAUGAUGGUUGUAGCUUCAUUGGUUCCCAAUUUCCUCAUGGGAAUUAUAACAGGAGCGGGAAUUAUUGGCAUCCUGAUGAUGACCUCUGGAUUCUUUCGAUUGCUGCCUGAUCUUCCCAAGCCAUUUUGGCGCUACCCAAUUUCAUUUCUCAGUUAUGGUUCAUGGGCAAUACAGGGUUCUUACAAGAAUGAUCUGCUUGGGCUUGAAUUUGACCCUCUAGUACCGGGUGAUCCAAAACUGAAUGGCGAAUUCAUAAUAACAAAUAUGUUCGGAAUAAAAUUAAGCCAUUCCAAAUGGUGGGACUUAGCAGCCAUUAUAGCCAUACUUGUACUUUACAGAGUUCUCUUCUUUAUCAUUCUCAAGUUCAAGGAAAGAGCAUUACCAUUAUUUCGGACAUUUUAUGCCAAAAAGACACUUCAACAGCUUGAUAAAAGGCCUUCCUUCAGGAAAAUGCCUUCUUUCCCUUCCAAAAGGCAUGAAGUUCCCCACUCACUGUCUUCUCAAGAGGGUCUUAGCUCUCCACUUCCUUAGAAGGCAUGAACAUAAAUGAAUUGUAUGUGGAGCAGCUUGUUAAAAGUUUGUUAAACAACUCAAAAUCUCCAAUAUGCUUUACAGGAAAUCAGAACCAACCAAAAAAAAAAAAAAAAAAAAAAAAAAAAAAACAUUUUUUUUUUUAUUGUUAUACAGGAAAUGUUAUAUGUUCUUUCUGAUGGAUAUAUGAGGAGAUAUAGUUUCAUACUUGGGAUAUAAUUCCCAACUUUGUAAUAAUUUCUUUUUGUAGACUCAUAUUACUUUGUAUAGGUUUUAACUAGUAUAAGAUUUUAUGGUCCAUAUUGUUGUGAACUAUUCAAAGUUAUAUGCUAAGAAAUUCCAUAUAUAAAAAGUGAAAUUGUUUCCUUUA
Messenger RNA from Ziziphus jujuba (common jujube), 2530 nucleotides. RefSeq names its product ABC transporter G family member 12. NCBI's taxonomy places the organism in Eukaryota, Viridiplantae, Streptophyta, Magnoliopsida, Rosales, Rhamnaceae. The record is from RefSeq and is a predicted model, not a curated record. The transcript has 9 exons. Gene Ontology annotation, molecular function: ATP hydrolysis activity; ABC-type transporter activity; ATP binding. The coding region runs from base 118 to 2160 and encodes 680 amino acids. Gene Ontology annotation, cellular component: membrane.